Benincasa hispida (wax gourd) is the source of this 2435-nucleotide messenger RNA. Its product is annotated as protein IQ-DOMAIN 13-like. NCBI's taxonomy places the organism in Eukaryota, Viridiplantae, Streptophyta, Magnoliopsida, Cucurbitales, Cucurbitaceae. The record is from RefSeq and is a predicted model, not a curated record. Gene Ontology annotation, molecular function: protein binding.
ACCAAGAAAGCACAGGGAAACACGUUUGAUGUAGUCGCCUCUUCCCCACACCCACUAUAAAGUUAAAGUUGGUUCAACAAUAAAGAAAUUUGGCACCCAUUUCCCAUCUCUAUACACACAUACUUGGCUCACCGUUUUUCCCCUUUUCUCUCUUUCUCCCUCUCUCUCACUUCUUCUUCUUCUUCUUCCAACCCAAAGAAAACAUAGAAAUCUCUUAAAACUUGAACCCAAAAGUUGAAUUCCAACGACCAAACACCCCAUUUUUCAGUCCUCUACAAAGAACCAGAGCUUAGAGAGAGCAGAAACAGAAAGGGGUUGCUCUAACAAGAAAUUUCUUUCAACAAUUCAGCAUGUAGCUGAGGAAGAAGCUUGCAAGUAGUGAAGGAGAGUGAGAGAGAGAGAGAGGGAGAAAACCCUUGUCUCUGAUUUUUCUUUUUUUUCCCUUUUGGUUGUCGUGUACAGCUUUUUAGAGGAAAUUUGCAGAGAACUUUCGGCAACUGGGUCAGUUUCUGGUGGUUGAGAAGAGGUGUCUCCUCAGAAAGAGGUUGUUGUGGUCUAGCUCAGGAGUAGUGCCCUUAGUGUCGAGACGAUCCUCUUAAAGACGAAGGGAACAAAUUAAUUGAAGGUAGAUGGGAAAGAAAGGCAGUUGGUUUUCAGUUAUUAAGAGGUUUUUCACUUGUCAGUCAGGAGAGCAGGAUCAUGAGAAUAACCGCAGAAAUGAAAGGAAAGGAGAUGGGAAAGGAGAGUCCACUUCCUUCAUUCCUAUCUUUAGAAAGCCAAGCAGUGUCGAGAAAAUAUUUAGUGAUUUUGAGAGGGAGCAGCAAAUUGUAGCUUUCCGGCCUCCUGCUCCUGAACGACCAUCUACACCAUCCUAUGUACCUCCUCCUCAACCAGCUCCCCCUCGGGCUCCUUCUCCUCCUAGAGCUGCUCCUCCAAAGGAAACAUCUCCCAAGGUUUCUCCUCCCAGAGUUGCUUCUCCUCCUCGAGCUUGCUCAUCAUCAACAGUUGUCGAUCAUCACGAGGUAGCUAGCAACACUCCAACAAUUGUCGAUCAUCAUGAGGAAGUCAGCCACAUUCCAACGGCCAUCAAUCAUCACGAGGAAGUCAGCAACAUUCCAAAACCAACCAAAAUGAACCAUCAUUCUUCUGCUAUUAAGAUCCAAGCAACCUACAGAGGUUAUGUGGCAAGGAAAAGCUUCAGGGCGUUGAAGGGUCAGGUGCGGCUUCUAGGUGUUGUACAAGGGAAUAAUGUGAGGCGCCAGACAUUGAAUGCUAAGAAACAGAUGCAACUUUUGGUUCGGGUGCAAUCUCAGAUACAAUCACGACGGAUUGAAAUGCUCAAUAACCAGAGGCAACUCCAGGAUCAUCCCAAUGAUAAAGAAGUUCACAGUACCUUUGAUGUGUCUGAGGGAGGUAACCAUGAAAAUUGGGACGAAAGCUCAAUAACAAAGGAAGAAAAAGAUGCCCGAUUGCAGAGGAAGGUAGAAGCAGCCAUUAAACGAGAACGAGCGAGGGCAUAUGCGUACUCCCAAUCCCACCAGAGAACCACUCCGAGGUUGGGACAAGAUUCUCAAAUGGAUACUUGCUCCAUGGGAGUUCCGAGGUGGUUGAAAUGGUUAGAAGGUCAGUUACCUACUGAAGGUUCUCCGAAGCAUCCUCUACCGAGACCUUUAACUCCUCAGCCAGAGCAGAAGUUGAGUCCACGGUCUCCUUCAAGCAACAAUAGACGACACAAUUUCGGCUUAGAUGGUAGGGAUACUCCCACACCAAAGUCCACAAAAUCAACAGCAUUCUCAAAUGCAAAGCCUGCUCGGUCUCCACUUCGAUUGAGAACCCCUCCAACAGCAAUGUCGACCAUCUCCAACGACUCGAGAUCACGAGGCAGCCGGGCUUUGUCUCCUUUCGACAUGAGGUUAAAGGAUGAUGACAGCCUUGUAAGCUGCCCUCCAUAUAUGGCACCACACUAUAUGACUCCUACGAUUUCGGCCAAAGCGAAAGUUCGAGCUCGUAGUAACCCGAGGGAGAGGUUUCCAGGUACGCCAAGGAGCGAUGCAUCUAGCAGGAGGCAGUCGUUUCCACCAACUCAAGGCAUUGGAUCAUUUAGGAACAGAGGUUUGAUGUCGUCGCCGAAGGAUCAUGCAACUUUAGACGACAACCAAUCUUUACGAUCGGUUGGGAACUUCAGCUUUGCUUCGCUUCCAACUGGAACUAGAAGGAAACCAUUUAACAGAUUUGUGUGAUUCUAUUAACCCCUUUUUCUUCUUGUUCCUGUGUUUCUAAUGAUAAUUGAGUGUAUUUAUUGUUAUAUGGUUUUGUGUUGCAAAAAUACUGAUUUGUAAUAAGAAACUCAAGGUUUGGAAUUGGGUUUGGGUUUGUUGGGUUUUUGUUUGGGUUUUUUCAAUGUUAUACUUGACUACUUCACAUUUUCUUGAUUA